CCCAUCGCGGCGGUUCCUCGUUACCGGUUCUUUCGUACCACAUCCUCCUCUGCUCUGGUUGACCACGGGCGCUCCUGCCGCCGCCGCCGCCGCCGCCUUGCUGCUUCUCAAAGCUGCCGCCGCCCCUGGGGCCAAGAGGUUUUAAAAUGGAAAAUUUUGAUGCAUCACUUAGUACCUAUUUCAGAGCAUUACUGGGCCCCCGAGAUACCAGAGUAAAAGGAUGGUUUCUUCUGGACAAUUAUGUACCAACAUUUGUCUGCUCUGUCAUAUAUUUACUAACUGUAUGGCUGGGACCAAAAUACAUGAAGAAUAGACAGCCGUUCUCUUGCCGGGGGAUUUUAGUGGUGUAUAACCUUGGACUCACGUUGCUGUCUCUCUAUAUGUUCUGUGAGUUAGUGAUGGGAGUGUGGCAAGGCAAAUACAACUUCUUCUGUCAGGGCACACGCAGUGCAGGAGAAGCAGAUAUGAAGAUAAUCCGUGUCCUCUGGUGGUACUACUUCUCCAAACUCAUAGAAUUCAUGGACACCUUCUUCUUCAUCCUACGCAAGAACAACCACCAGAUCACGGUUCUGCAUGUCUACCACCAUGCCUCCAUGCUGAACAUCUGGUGGUUUGUGAUGAACUGGGUCCCCUGUGGCCACUCUUAUUUUGGUGCCACACUUAACAGCUUCAUCCACGUCCUCAUGUACUCAUACUAUGGUCUGUCAUCUGUCCCUUCCAUGCGUCCGUACCUCUGGUGGAAGAAGUACAUCACUCAGGGACAGCUGCUUCAGUUUGUGCUGACAAUCAUCCAGACCAGCUGUGGGGUCAUCUGGCCAUGUGCAUUCCCUCUUGGUUGGUUAUAUUUCCAGAUUGGAUACAUGAUUUCCCUGAUUGCUCUCUUCACGAACUUCUACAUUCAGACUUACAACAAGAAGGGGGCCUCCCGGAGGAAAGAACACCUGAAGGACCACCAGAACGGGUCCGUGGCUGCUGUGAACGGACACACCAACAGCUUUUCUCCCCUGGAAAACAAUGUGAAGAAACCAAGGAAGCAACGGAAGGAUUGAAAUCAAAGAGCUGAAAACCUCAAACCACGUCAUCUGAUUGUAAGCACAAUAUGAGUUGUGCCCGAUGCUCGUUAACAGCUGCUAUAACUAGUCCGGCCUACAAUAGUGUGAUUCAUGUAGGACCUCUUUCAUCAGUUCAAAACCCCUAGAAAACAUACACAGAUUAUACAAGUAGGCAUAAGAUUUCUAACAUUUCUGGGCUCUCAUUGGCCCCUGCGCUAGACUGUGGAAAAGAGAGUAAUGUAGUAUAUGACACUGCUGUUGCCUUAUUAGUUAUAACAUGAUAGGUGCUGAAUUGUGAUUCACAAUUUAAAAACACUGUAAUUCAAACUUUUUUUUUAAUGUAGAUCAUGCAUGUGAUUGUAAAUGUAAAUUUGUACAAUGUUGUUGUACAGUAGAAAAACACACAUGCCUUAAAAUUUAAAAAGCAGGGCCCAAAGCUUAUUAGGUUAAAUUAGGGUAUGUUUCAAGUUUGUAUUCAUUUGUAAUAGCUCUGUUUGGAAAAUCAAAGACUGCAAUUUGUAAACUAACAUGUGACACGUAAUUUCAAGUGACUUGCAGAUGUGAAAUCAGAAACGGCACCUUCAGUUUUGUAAUAUUGGCUUUGAAUCAA
Galeopterus variegatus (Sunda flying lemur) is the source of this 1662-nucleotide messenger RNA. RefSeq names its product ELOVL fatty acid elongase 5 (gene ELOVL5). The transcript has 8 exons. The record is from RefSeq and is a predicted model, not a curated record. NCBI's taxonomy places the organism in Eukaryota, Metazoa, Chordata, Mammalia, Dermoptera, Cynocephalidae. Gene Ontology annotation, cellular component: endoplasmic reticulum membrane; endoplasmic reticulum. The coding region runs from base 147 to 1049 and encodes 300 amino acids. Gene Ontology annotation, molecular function: fatty acid elongase activity. Gene Ontology annotation, biological process: fatty acid elongation, polyunsaturated fatty acid; fatty acid elongation, saturated fatty acid; sphingolipid biosynthetic process.